UAUUGUUUUGAGUUGUUUUAUCUUUAUUUAAACAACAAGUUGUUUCGAUUGCUACGAUAGAUAUUUAUACACAUACACACAACAACCAUUCAUUGAAAUUUCAUAAUUUGCUGACUAACUUAACUAAUGACGACCACGGUUACAAAUAAUUCAAAUCCGAUAAGAUUACCUUCCAUUAAGGAAUUGACUGGGUCUUCGCCUAUUGGGGGAACAUUGCCCUUGCCAUUGCCAUUAACUUCAAAUGACAAUGGAAUAAUGUCUCCUCCAAAUGGGACUUCUGGUACCACUGCAUAUUCUCCUAACAACACUAACUAUACUUCUUCUCACCCUAUCUCAGUAGUUUACCAAAAGGUAAAUUCACCAUCAUUGAAUGGACUGGCACCAAUGAACUUGCAUUCUGUUUCAUAUGAUGGAACAACUCCUCAACUACAACCACAACCAAUGCCAACAUUUUACUACCCUCCUCCACAACAACAGCCACAACCACCACAACAACAGAUUUACUACUAUGUCCAGCAGGCUAACCAAGGUUUACAACCUAAUCCCCAACAAAUGGCUGCUGCUCCACAUUUCUACACUUUACCUGAAGUUGUUUCCAAACCUGUACAUAGAUGUCACAGAUGUGGAACCACAGAAACUCCUGAAUGGAGAAGAGGUCCAAGAGGAGCAAGAACUCUUUGUAACGCUUGUGGGUUGGUGCAUACUAAGUUGGUCAAGAAGAAAGGUGCUGCUUUGGCUGCUGAAGAAGUAUUAAACAAUAAGGUAUUAAGAGGUAAGAACGGUAGAAGAAUAAGCAUAAAGAAGUAUCUUAUGAAUGAAAGUCAAAAGCAAGCUAAGGCAAAGGGUGGUGAGAAUGUCUUUGGUAACAUAUCCUUACCUUCUGUAGUAUUGGGAAACAUACCCCCACAACAACUUCCCAUGAUGGUUGGUAAUAUCCCAAUUGAUCAAAGAAUCUCGUUACCACCACCACACACUUUAUCUAACACACCUACAUAUUAUCACCCAUGCUAGUUUUAAUGUAAAUGCUGCUCCCUGUUAUUCUUGCUACGGGGGGAAGCUUGAUGCUGCAAUAUUUAAUCGAAACAGCAAAAAAUAGUUAUUCGAUUCUUAUUUAGUUCUAGAUUG
Spathaspora passalidarum NRRL Y-27907 is the source of this 1125-nucleotide messenger RNA. RefSeq names its product GATA-type transcription factor BRG1 (gene BRG1). NCBI's taxonomy places the organism in Eukaryota, Fungi, Ascomycota, Pichiomycetes, Serinales, Debaryomycetaceae. The transcript has a single exon. The coding region runs from base 127 to 1011 and encodes 294 amino acids. Gene Ontology annotation, molecular function: sequence-specific DNA binding; zinc ion binding. The record is from RefSeq and is a predicted model, not a curated record. Gene Ontology annotation, biological process: regulation of DNA-templated transcription.